AUGUAUCGAAUCUCGAAUAUCUAUGUUCUCGCCGCGUUUGGCACCAUCGGCGGUGCCCUCUUCGGUUUCGAUGUGAGUUCCAUGAGUGCCUGGAUUGGCGUUGAUACAUAUACCGAGUUCUUCGACCACCCAGAUUCGAAUCUUCAAGGAGGGAUUACUGCUUCCAUGUCUGCGGGUUCUUUCGCCGGCUCUAUCGCAGCAGGCUGGCUCUCAGAUAUCCUCGGCCGCCGUGGGGCACUGAUGAUUGCAUCUUUGGUUUGGAUAGUCGGAGCAAUGUUUCAGUGCAGUGCCCAAAAUGUCACACAUCUGGUAGCCGGUCGCGUUGUUAGUGGCCUUGCUGUGGGAGUCACCUCAUCACAGACAUGCGUAUACCUUUCGGAAUUGGCGCCAGCUCGCAUUCGCGGUCGUGUCGUCGGUAUUCAACAGUGGGCUAUUGAAUGGGGUAUCCUGAUCAUGUACCUUAUUGCAUAUGGCUGUGCUGUUGGUGUCUCUGGACCUGCUGCGUUCCGAAUCUGCUGGGGUAUCCAGGCUGUGCCGGGUCUCAUCUUGUUCAUCGCGCUAUUCUUCUUCCCUGAGUCGCCUCGCUGGCUGGCCGGAAAGGAGCGGUGGGAAGAGGCUCUGGAAACUCUGGCAUUGAUGCACGGCAAUGGAAAUCGCAAUGACCCCGUUGUGCAAGUCGAGUUUGAAGAGGUUCAGGAGGCAGCCCGAAUUGCCCACCAGGCUAAGGAUGUCUCGUUCCUUGCUUUGUUCGGACCCCGGGUCUGGAAGCGCACUAUGUGUGGAAUGAGUGUCCAAAUGUGGCAGCAGUUGCUUGGUGGUAACGUCGCCAUGUACUACGUGGUCUAUAUCUUCGAGAUGGCCGGCAUGACUGGAAACACCACCCUAUGGUCAUCCGCCAUUCAGUAUGUGCUCUUCCUUGUCACGACAGGAGUCAUGCUACCAUACAUCGAUCGUGUGGGCCGUCGCAAGUUGCUUCUUAUCGGCUCCGUUACUUGCAUGGUGAUCCACUUUGUCAUCGCUGGUGUAAUGGCCAGCAAGGGGCAUCCCGUUCCAGAUGUAAAUGGCAACGCCAACCUCACAUGGUCUAUCAAAGGAUCCUCCGGCAUGGCAGUCAUUGCAUUCUCAUACAUAUUUACUUCGGUCUAUGGAUUUACCUGGGCUCCCACCGCAUGGAUCUACGCCUCAGAAGUCUUUCCUCUCAAGUACCGAGCAAAGGGUGUCGGUCUCUCCGCUUCAGCCAACUGGAUCUUCAACUUUGCUCUGGCCUACUUCGUCGCUCCUGCAUUCCAUAACAUCCAGUGGAAAACUUAUAUUAUCUUCGGCGUGUUCUGUUUUGUGAUGACUUUCCACGUCUUUUUCACGUACCCAGAGACUGCCGGUCGGUCUCUUGAGGAUAUUGAUAUGGUGUUUGACACGGAUGUCAAGCCAUGGCGGACAAACACCGUCCACGACAGAUUUGGGGAGGAGAUUCAGAAGCACAAGGAGACUGGCACUAUGAAGGAAGGAACUGAUGCUACCCAUGAAGAGGUUGUCUAA
This is a messenger RNA of Penicillium subrubescens, 1536 nucleotides long. Its product is annotated as sugar porter family MFS transporter. The coding region runs from base 1 to 1536 and encodes 511 amino acids. The transcript has 6 exons. Gene Ontology annotation, cellular component: membrane. The record is from RefSeq and is a predicted model, not a curated record. Lineage: Eukaryota; Fungi; Ascomycota; Eurotiomycetes; Eurotiales; Aspergillaceae. Gene Ontology annotation, biological process: transmembrane transport; carbohydrate transport. Gene Ontology annotation, molecular function: carbohydrate:proton symporter activity.